AGUCCCAAAAACGAUCGUCGUCUAGAAUAUGGAAACGCGUCAUCUCACUUCCCCCUCGAACUCUCUCCUCCUCCUCCAUCGCUCCUCCUCCCACUAAGGAAUUCCCCCCAAGAAUCUCUCUCUCUCUCUCUCUCUCUAGCCUCGCGGCAGCUGCUCGGAAUCCAUGGCUUCCGCCGCCGCCGCCGCCGCCGCCCGCGGCCGCGGCCGCCUCUGCUGCUCCUCCUUCUUCGUCCUGGCCGACUUGGCCUUCUGCUACUGCCUGAUCGCGGCCUGCCUCUGCGUGUGCGGCUGCGACGGCGCCGCCGCCGCGACCUUCGGCUUCGACAUCCACCACCGGUCCUCCGACCCGGUCAGGGCGAUGCUGGGCGGCGCCGGCGAGGACGAGCUGCCCGAGAGGGGGAGCCCCGGGUACUACGCCGCCAUGGCCCACCGCGACCGGCUGGUCCACGGCCGCCGCCUCGCCGCGGCGGACGACCGGGCGCCGAUCACUUUCGACGCCGGGAACGCGACCUACCGGCUCAACGCGUUUGGCUUUUUGCACUACGCAAAUGUCUCUAUUGGGACGCCAAGUUUAUCAUUUUUGGUGGCACUAGACACUGGGAGUGACCUGUUCUGGAUACCCUGUGAUUGUAUUAGUUGCGUGCGGGGAUUGAGGUUACCAGACGGACAGGAAAUAGAUUUCAAUAUCUACAGCCCUGAUGCAUCAUCAUCGAGUACAGUAGUUCCCUGUAGUGGCAGUUGCAGGAAGCAAUUCAAAUGCUCUGCCACUUACAACCAAUGUCCUUAUCAAGUUGUUUAUGUCUCUAAUGGUACUUCAUCUACCGGGAUUUUGGUUGAAGAUGUAUUGCAUAUGACAACAGACAGCAAUCAAUCAAAAGUAGUCACUGCUCAGAUAACGUUUGGAUGUGGUCGUAUUCAAACUGGUUCCUUUUUGGAAGGUGGUGCACCGAAUGGUCUAUUUGGUCUUGGCAUGAACAACGUAUCAGUUCCUAGCCUUUUAGCUAAAGAUGGGCUUGCAGCGAAUUCAUUUUCUAUGUGCUUUGGGCAUGACGGCAUUGGGAGAAUUAGUUUUGGAGGCAAAGGCAGCUCAAACCAAGGGGAAACACCAUUUAUUGUUAAUCAGUCACAUCCAAGUUACAAUAUUACUGUCACACAAGUCAUCGUGGGAGAAGAAAUUCGUGAUCUUGAAUUUAGUGCUAUUUUUGACUCUGGAACCUCAUUUACAUACUUGAAUGACCCAGCUUACACCCUCAUUUCCAAGACUUUUGACUCCAGUGUCCAAGAGAAAAGGCAUCUUUCAGAUUCGACUAUUCCUUUUGAAUAUUGUUACAACAUAAGCAAAAAUCGAAGCCUCUCUCAUGUUCCUGUGUUGAACCUGACGAUGAAAGGUGGAGAUAACUUUCAUGUUACUGAACCUGUAGAGUUGAUCCCUGUGCUGGGUGGAUAUGUCUAUUGCCUGGCUGUGGUGAAAAGCGGCAAUGUAAAUAUAAUUGGACAAAACUUCAUGACCGGCUAUCGUGUAGUUUUUGAUCGUGAAAGGAUGGUACUUGGUUGGAAGCCCUCCAACUGCUAUGAAGUGAAUGACGCAUCGAUGUUGCCUGUUGACCCAAAAAACACCACCCCUAUUGCUCCUGUUGCCUUCAAUCCAGAAGCCACUUCAAGUAGCGGCAAUGGUAACAAUUCAGCGGUGCCGCCGCCUGUGUUCAGUUAUUCAUGGCAUUUGCAUCCUUCUACAUGCGUAUUAAUCACUCUUGUUUUUCCAUUUUUGGCCAUUUUUUGAUUCUUUUCCAUUCCGAGGCCUUACUCGAUUCCUAGAGGAUUACUUAUUCAGGGGCAUACUGUCUUAGGUAGAAACAACAAUUCAGGUAAACUAUAUUAACUUCCACUUCUAGGAUCCAAUAGCAGAGCUGUUGUGUGUAUAUAUAUGUAUUCAUCUAUUAGUAAUAAGCAAGAUGAGAUUGUCACAGCGUUUUGUGGUUAAGGAUUGCCGUUGUUAAUUUAGGUUUUUGGAUGAGUUGUUUUGUUAUCUAAAUGAUAUGAUGUUCAGAAAUGUGACUGAGACAUGGUUUUCUUGCGUCA
Eucalyptus grandis is the source of this 2079-nucleotide messenger RNA. RefSeq names its product aspartyl protease family protein 1. Gene Ontology annotation, molecular function: aspartic-type endopeptidase activity. NCBI's taxonomy places the organism in Eukaryota, Viridiplantae, Streptophyta, Magnoliopsida, Myrtales, Myrtaceae. Gene Ontology annotation, biological process: proteolysis. The transcript is spliced from 10 exons. The record is from RefSeq and is a predicted model, not a curated record. The coding region runs from base 164 to 1780 and encodes 538 amino acids.